AGAUCGGAUCGACUUAACUGCUUUAUUCAAAUAAUUCCAAAUUCUCUUUUGCAGCUGGCUUAUAAAGAGUUUUGUACCAUCCUUCAGCUGCAAGAGAAGUAGAUGAGCCUUUGGGAAAAUGAUAGAUCAUAGAUGUGCAUGUCCUGGCAUUCCAGAAAUAAGAAGUAGAUGAAUCUAAAGCGACAAGUUUCAACUACUCAAAGAUCUGAUGUGCAUAGGAUUACCUGAAACAAAGGCAACAAUAGAUAAGAAGGUGUAUCAUCAAGGCCACAACAACGUCGUUUCUUCUAGGGAAGCAUUUCCUCCAGAGAGGCAUUUGUUAUUGCAACAAUGGGGGAGCAUUCCAGACGAAUCGGGACUAGUGCUAUCAACUGAUGCAAAGCCAAGGUUGAAGUGGACACCUGAACUCCAUGAUAAAUUCAUAGAAGCAGUUAAUCAACUUGGCGGAGCAGACAAGGCAACACCAAAAGCAGUCAUGAGACUCAUGGGCGUUCCUGGACUGACAGUGUAUCACCUAAAAAGCCAUCUUCAGAAGUACAGACUCAGCAAAAAUCUUCAACCUCAAGCAAACAUGGGAAGUACUAAGAGUGUUGUAGGUUGUCAGCUAGCAGCAGAAAUGACAGAUGAAGGUAAUAAUAAUAUAUCAGCCGUUACCAAUACAAAUAUUGUUCCCCAGCCCAAGCCUAUUCAGAUAAAUGAAGCACUUCAAAUGCAAAUUGAGGUACAAAGACAGCUACAAGAACAACUGGAGGUAAAUUUUAGUCAACACGUAGUGUUAAGAUUAGAUCCAUGAUACCUUAU
Messenger RNA from Zingiber officinale, 801 nucleotides. RefSeq names its product myb-related protein 2-like. Bases 209 to 793 code for a protein of 194 amino acids. Gene Ontology annotation, molecular function: DNA binding; DNA-binding transcription factor activity. The transcript has 6 exons. NCBI's taxonomy places the organism in Eukaryota, Viridiplantae, Streptophyta, Magnoliopsida, Zingiberales, Zingiberaceae. The record is from RefSeq and is a predicted model, not a curated record.